AUGGCCGACGUGCCAGUGAAGGCCCAUCCGUCGAGGAAGAGCGCCUUUUCCUGUGAGGGUUGUCGCAAGCGCAAAGUGAAAUGCAACGGAGCCAGCCCAACCUGUUCACGGUGUGCAGCACGUGGAACCCCGUGCGUCUAUAGCUUAGCACCGACCUUAUCUUACACUAAACAACUAGAGAGCCGAGUGGCAGAGCUCGAAGAUACUCUGGCAAAGUACCGCAACGAACAACCCCGAGAUGUUACCGAAGGGAGCCCUUCCUCUGCAACCUCGACGGGCGAGACCAGCUUGAAUUCUCGCAUUUUUAACCGAAAAGGGAAUGAUGCAGACGACGAUCAGGAUCUAUCAAGAGACUUCGAGGGGCUUAAAGUUGAACAUGAUGGCCGGGUUUCCUUCCAUGGACCGACAAGUUUAUUCCAGCUUCCGAGCGGUGCACUCAACCCCGCAGCCUCAAGCUCCCAGCUUGCUGCGCAGGUAGGGGAGCGGAAGGAAAGACUUGUCAAUAAUGCGUGGCGCGAGAGAGCGAUUGAGCAGAUGGCUUCUAUGCCUGAACCCUUUCAAUUCCUACUUGACUCACACUGGUGCUGGAUCCAGCCGCUCUUCAACUUUGUUUACAGACCUACAUUUACUCGCGAUAUGAAACUCAAUGGUCCUUACUAUUCUGAUGCCCUACUUAACGCUAUCCUUUCACAUUCUGUGCGGUGGUGUAAAACUGAGCCUAGGAUGCACUCUAUUUUAGAACCAUACGAUGGCGGUGCCGUUUUUUGGAAUCGUGCGGUGACAGGGCUCCACGACUCGCUCAAAGAUGGCCAUGUGGGUAUACCUACAAUCCAAACGCUCCUGCUCCUUAGUGCACGUGAAUGUGGACAGGGCCAUAGAACUCAGGCAUGGCUGUAUAGCGGAAUGGCAUUUCGCAUGUUAGAUGAUCUGGGAAUCACAAUUGACAGCCGCAAAUAUUCAGAUUCAGCCCAGCUGAGUGAUGAGGAUAUCGAGAUUCGGAACCGCCUGUUUUGGAGUUGCUACUUUUGGGAUAAGAUCGUGUCUCUAUACUUUGGCAGAUCCCCGACAUUACAAAGCUCACAGGGCUGCCCUCCGAGGACUAUCCUGGACGAUACCUCUGAGCUUGAGCCUUGGAUCCCUCAUGGUCUUGUUUUUGCGGACGGCGCUCAAUAUCCCCCAACCGCGGCUCACUCGACCUCCUGUUUUAUAGAGAUGUGUGGAUUAAUGGAGAUUCUCAACCAGAUCUUGAUUCAUAUUUACGACCACAACCGUCAGAUUUCCGAGGCAGAGUUUCACACUUGUGUUCGUGAACAGUCCCGCAACCUAGGUGGAUGGUGGGAUGAUUUACCCGAACAUCUGAAGCUUAUACCGACAGCUCUACCUCCGUACUCUCCUCCCAGUCACAUUGUGACUUUGAACUGUGUCUACCACACUAUCAAUAUCCUCAUUCAUCGGCCAAUCCUUUGCUCAAAAUGGACCCGAGAAGCUUACGACAAAAGCCACUUGGUCCAUUGUAUGACAUCUGCAACUGCUAUUCUUUCCAUAUUUGGAAUGUACGAGCGGACUUUCGGAGAUGGCCGUGUCGUUCUAUCAAUGGCCUACAGCGUAUAUACGGCCGCAUCCAUUUUCCUCCUCGAGAUCCAGGCGUUGAAAUAUGCUGCUCCAGGGACCUUGGAUAAGUUGAAAAUCUGCAUCCUGGCCUUGGACCGAGUUCGAGUAUCCAGUCCUGUGAUUACCACGGCUUUAAACCUCGUAUACCAGGAAAUCCAACGCCUCCAAGUUGAUCACAACAUUGCUUUAUCCAUCUCACUACCAGAUGCACCACACCCCUCAACAUCGCAUACCGACUCUCCCUCCACACAACCUCCUCUAAAUUUACAAACAACCUCUCAUCACGUUUCUACGCACCACAGUACUUCACCUUCAAUCUCCCCCGGGGGUGCCCAUAUCAAUACAUCCACAAGCCAAUAUUACCCCUACCAGCAACCCAUGCAAGCACCCGAGUUCGGAGCACCCCCCCAGGGCCUCCCUCGAUUAGCAGUGAUGCACGACGUUGGCAGUGGAUUACCGGAAGCGUUGAUGUCCUUGGACAACCCCGCUUCCUACGAGAUAACGCCAGAGGUUUUCGAAGCGUUUUCAUAUGCGGAACCUAUCACGACCAAUGUGACGCCUGCUGAGGGGUACGGAUGGGUUAGUCGGCCUUGA
Molecule: messenger RNA, 2205 nt
Organism: Aspergillus versicolor CBS 583.65
Lineage: Eukaryota; Fungi; Ascomycota; Eurotiomycetes; Eurotiales; Aspergillaceae
Product: putative C6 transcription factor
Exons: 7
Coding region: 1-2205 (734 amino acids)
Biological process (GO): regulation of DNA-templated transcription; DNA-templated transcription
Molecular function (GO): DNA-binding transcription factor activity, RNA polymerase II-specific; DNA binding; zinc ion binding
Source: RefSeq, a predicted model, not a curated record